Messenger RNA from Venturia canescens, 1258 nucleotides. It is a transcript of the gene Obp1, whose product is annotated as general odorant-binding protein 69a-like. The transcript is spliced from 6 exons. The coding region runs from base 215 to 649 and encodes 144 amino acids. Gene Ontology annotation, molecular function: odorant binding. The record is from RefSeq and is a predicted model, not a curated record. NCBI's taxonomy places the organism in Eukaryota, Metazoa, Arthropoda, Insecta, Hymenoptera, Ichneumonidae.
CGGCUUCCUAUUCAUUUCGAUUUAACAAGUUUACGCGACAACAUCCGACAGUGUCCGAGUCCGAGUUCCGUGCUUCCGCCGUCUGCACCCGAUCCAAGCCAAUCGAAGAGUCCCGGAGUGCGCGCUACCGGAAGAACCGAAAAGCGGAGAAGCCCGCCGACGUGAUUCGACGCUGUAAUAAUCGUAUCUGUAAAUACAGGAAUCGCUUUGUAAAAUGCUCGCGAGAAUAACCGUCGCCCUGCUCGUCGUCGUGUCCCUCUCCGGCUUCCGCGACGUUUCGGCCGACCUCCCGGAUUUCGUUACCCCGGAAAUCAUCGAAAUGGUGCACGACGACAAGAUCCGAUGCAUGGACAAGUUCGGGACCGACCAAGGAAUGAUCGACCAAGUGAAUACCGGAACCAUCCUGAACGAUCCGAAGCUCACUUGCUACAUGCACUGUCUCUUCGAGUCGUUCGGCGUGAUCGACGAGGACUCGGGCGACUUCGAGUACGAGAUGCUGUUGGGUUUCUUCCCGGACGAUAUUCAGGCCCAAGGACGCGAUAUCCUCUCGAGCUGCGCUGAGCAAGACGGUGCCGAUCUCUGCGACAAAGUUUACAAAAUCGCUACCUGCAUCCAGGCCAAAGCCCCGACCAUGUGGUUCAUGCUGUGAGCGACGAGAAUCGAGUGCCGCAACGAAGUCGAAGGAGACAAAAACGAGGGAGAGCGAGCGAGAUGAAGGUCGAGGGGGAGCGGGGCACGAGGAGCGGAGGAAGCGGCGCGGUACAAAAUAAUACGAUUUCGGUCCGGUCGUCCACCAUUUUUCAUCGUUGCGAGCCACCCGAGGAAUCUCACUUGCGAGCGGUUAUGAAACGACGAGCAAGUUCACAUUUAUAUUUACAAUUGGAAGUAAAACUUUGAAUUAUCUUGAGCAAAGAGCGAGUAGCGCGCGAGGAAAAAACCUCAAAGACAAUCCACGUCGAUAGAAUUAACGCGAGGAAUCAAAAAAGACAACAAAACUCGCUAACGAUCGAGCCAACACUCAUUAGCAUUCCGUAACAACCUCGGACUGCGAUCGAGAGGCGUGUCUAGUUGACCUUCGCACGGAAUUCUUAUAUUUUAAUCACUCAUUAGCAGUCUCACUGAAAGGGAGAAAAAAAUCGAGAUCAAAAUAAUAAGGAAAACUAAAACAAGAAAAAGCUGCACAAUCGGUCAAUCGCUUCCUCCCGAGGAAUUUCAGUGUCGUAAGUUUAGCCUUGAAAUAAAGUGACGAAAAAUCCAA